GCCCCCGUCCCCUGCCCUGUCCUGUUGCUGUUGCGCCGCCGCCGGCUGCUGCCUCUGGACCCCACCAUGGAAGACACGCUAGAAGACCCCCCCAUAUCAGCUGUCAUGCUGGACCAUUGUCAUUUCUCUCAGGUCAUUUUUAACAGUGUGGAGAAGUUCUAUGUUCCUGGAGGUGAUAUCACUUGCUAUUACACCCUCACCGAGAAUUUCAUCCCCCGUCGAAAGGACUGGAUUGGAAUCUUUAGAGUGGGAUGGAAGACAACCCGUGAGUAUUAUACCUUCAUGUGGGUUACAUUGCCCGCUGACCUAGACAGCAAAUGGACCAAACAGCAGGAAGUCCAGUUCAAAGCUUAUUAUCUGCCCAAGGAUGAUGAGUACUACCAGUUCUGCUAUGUGGAUCAGGAUGGUGUGGUCCGGGGAGCAAGCAUCCCUUUCCAGUUCCGUCCAGAAAAUGAGGAGGACAUCCUGGUCGUCACCACUCAGGGUGAGGUGGAAGAGAUCAAGCAGCACAACAGCGAGCUUUGCAAAGAAAACCAGGAGCUGAAGGACAGCUGUGUCAGCCUCCAGAAGCAGAACUCAGACAUGCAAGCCGAGCUCCAAAAGAAGCAGGAGGAAUUAGAAACUUUAAAGAGCAUCAACAAGAACCUGGAACAGACAGUGAAAGAGCAGAAGGACAGUUGGGAGACGGAGCUGCUUCAACUGAAAGAACAAAACCAGAAGAUGUGCUCAGAAAACGAGCAGAUGAGAGUCAGAAUGGAUCAGCUUCAGGCACAGCUGUCAACUCAAGAGAAAGAAAUGGAAAAGCUUGUCCAGGGAGAACAAGACAAGACAGAGCAGUUGGAGCAUCUGAAAAGGGAAAACGGCCAGCUUCUUCUCAGUUUAACUGAACAGAGGGAGCAUCAGAAGAAGCUUGAGCAGAAAAUGGACGAGCUAAAGCAGAAAGAAGCUACUGCAACGAAGAAACAGCAGGAGUUAUCGGACGAGAACUUUGACCUCUCUAAAAGGCUGAGUGAAAACAAGAUUAUAUAUAACUUUCUGCAGAGAGAGAAAGAGAGAAUGGAAAAAGAAAAUGAUCUUCUGAAGAGGGAGAACAGCAGAUUGAUGAGUUACAUGGAUUUUGACUCUUUGCCAUGUCAAGUGCCUACUUCAAAUCAAGGAAGUGCAGGACAAAACCCAGGGCUUGUCUAUGGAAAUCCAUAUUCCGGCAUCCAAGAAAGUUCUGCCCCCAGCCUGCUUUCCAUGAAGAAAUGCCCCACCUGCAAAUCAGACUUUACUGGUGACAUUUGUGAUCACACCUUGGAGCAGCAGCCCAUUCAGACCCUUUAUUGUCCAAUUUGUGACAAGAGCUUCUCAGCAAAAGAAAAGCAAAUCUUUGAAGACCACAUGUUCUGCCACAGUCUGUAAGUGUUCCGGCCUCUUGGAUCUGUACUGUGCGCAGACUUUAUAGAGUAGAACCUAUAGCUUCUACUAUGAGCUCCGACACAAGAUCCGGCCUAACCUGGAAUUAUUAAGGAUUUAUUUAGUCCUGCUGCUCUAACGGUAGAAUCAUGUCGAUAAUCUAAGGGAUAGCGUUAAGGGCUGUUAUUUCCAUCCGUGUGGGUUACCACCUUUUAAAUCACACAGCGCUAGCUGUGUCAGCUUCUCCCCUAUGAUGCCCAUUCUUCCAGUGGUCUCCAGUACAAAGGCCCUGGGAUGGAAGCGACCUGGCUCUUCAUAGCAGCCCUGACUCAGAUCCUAAGUGAUUAGUUUUCAAAAUUGUCAGGCCUUGAGUAUAUCCGUAUUCAGUCCUCAGUCCUACCCUUGGGGCUGGAGGUUGACCAGAAGUUGAGAAUUUCUUCCUCCAUCCGCUCAGGCCUCUUUCUCCAACUGAUGGCAUUAGACUGGCCAAAAAUGGCAUGGCAGAGAACUCAGGCAUCCAGUUUGGAUACCAACAGUUUUCUCAUUUUGAUUUCUCAGCUCCUAAUAGAAGCAUCUUACUCCUGAACCAUAGGCAUGAAAUAUUAUUUCAAUCACAGAAAGCCUGCUUUGUCUCUGGAUACCCCUAAUUUGGCAUUUUCUACUCUUUGAUCUUUCCUACUCACGUAACUUUUACUGUUAUCUUUUCUUAACAGUUAGUAGGUUGUUAGAAACUGUAUGGGGUUUGCAGCUUUCUAAGCCGGUGAGUUUGAAUGAUGAGACUAAUGUUAAUCUCUUUGAUACUAAAAAUAAACUAGUCCUCUUUUUCAGGGACUUUGGUAACUUAAAAUAAA
Messenger RNA from Pteronotus mesoamericanus, 2249 nucleotides. It is a transcript of the gene CALCOCO2, whose product is annotated as calcium binding and coiled-coil domain 2. Gene Ontology annotation, biological process: xenophagy; positive regulation of autophagosome maturation. NCBI's taxonomy places the organism in Eukaryota, Metazoa, Chordata, Mammalia, Chiroptera, Mormoopidae. The record is from RefSeq and is a predicted model, not a curated record. The transcript has 13 exons. The coding region runs from base 67 to 1404 and encodes 445 amino acids. Gene Ontology annotation, cellular component: PML body; autophagosome.